CUCUCUGAUACAGAAGAAAGAAAGAAAGGAAAAAAAAGGGGUAGAAAUCUGGGGUAGAAAUUUCAAAUUUAAUCUGGGAUGGAGUUUGGUAUGGUUUCGAAGGACACAAGUUGGUGGUUUUUCACUCUCCCAGCAUUUCUUGGUUCUGAAACCCUACUCGAUGGCUACGCUAUUUUCGCUCUCUUCAUGGCCUUUCUGUCUUUCUCUCUCCUCACUUGGGCCUUCGCCCUCGGCGGCACUGCUUGGAAAAACGGCCGAAACCAAAGAGGCCCUGCCACCAUUCCGGGCCCUCGAGGCCUCCCCAUCUUCGGAAGCCUCUUCACUCUUAGCCGCGGCUUGGCUCACCGCUCUCUCUCUUCCAUGGCUCGCUCACUAGACGCCACUCAACUCAUGGCUUUCAGCCUCGGCUCCACUCUCGUCGUCGUCUCUUCCGACCCCCACAUCGCCCGUGAAAUCCUCACCUCCCCCCACUUCGCUGACCGUCCGAUCAAGCAGUCGGCUAAGAGCCUCAUGUUCAGCCGCGCCAUCGGCUUCGCCCCCAACGGCUCCUACUGGCGGCUUCUUAGGCGAAUCGCUUCGUCCCACCUCUUCGCUCCCCGGCGCAUAUCAGCCCACGAAGCAGGACGCCAGCUAGACUGCGCCGUCAUGUUGCGUAAUAUAGCAAACGACCAGUUACUAAACGGUAAAGUCACUUUAAGGAAGCAUUUGCAAGCUGCGGCUUUGAAUAACAUUAUGGGCAGUGUUUUUGGGAGACCUUUUGACGCGGCGCAUGAUAGCGCGGGACUCCAAGAGCUCAGGGACAUGGUAAGCGAAGGGUUUGAGCUCUUGGGUGCUUUUAACUGGUCUGAUUAUCUUCCAUGGCUCAGUUCUCUCUACGACCCGUUUCGUAUAAUCGAACGCUGUAACAAACUCGUUCCCCGAGUCCGAAAACUCGUCCGAGGCAUCAUUGAAGAACACAAACUCAGUGAGUCAACAAAGCUCUCCGAUAAUGCCGAUUUCGUCGAUGUUUUGCUCUCUCUGGAAGGUGAUGAGAAGCUAAACGAAGACGACAUGGUCGCUGUCUUGUGGGAAAUGAUAUUCAGAGGGACUGAUACGACAGCGUUGUUGACCGAGUGGGUCAUGGCUGAGUUGGUGCUGCACUGGGAAGUUCAAACCAAGCUUAGGAAGGAGCUAGAUUCUGCUGUGGGCGAGAACAGCAUAAUGGACGCUGACGUGGCCAAACUACCCUACCUACAGGCCGUGGUCAAGGAGACACUCAGGGUCCACCCACCGGGCCCACUGCUGUCGUGGGCCAGGCUGUCCACGUCAGACGUCCAGCUCAGCAACGGCAUGGUCAUACCUGCCAACACGACAGCGAUGGUCAACAUGUGGGCCAUCACGCAUGACUCGCACGUGUGGGAGGAUCCACACGUGUUCAAGCCGGAGAGGUUUUUGGUGAGUGAAGGGGGUGCUGACGUGGACGUGAGAGGCAGUGACCUGAGGAUAGCGCCAUUCGGGGCGGGUCGUCGGGUUUGCCCUGGAAAAAACCUUGGGCUGGUGACGGUGAACCUAUGGGUGGCUAAACUGGUGCACCACUUCCAGUGGGUCCGAGACGAGGCUAACCAAGUUGACCUGAGUGAGGUGUUGAAGCUGUCGUGUGAAAUGAAGCGUCCUCUGUCUGCUGUGGCUGUGCCCAGUACUAAAUAUUAAUGUCCUGUUUUAGGGUAUUUUUAGAUAAUAUGACGUUAUUAAUAUUUUAAUUUGAUAGGGUAUGGUCUAUAUGCUGUGGGGGUAUAGUUCUAUAUUCCUAUUGGGUUUUAUUUACUAUUUUUGUCGUCUUUGAUUAGGCAUGAGUUCGAGUUCAGGGAGGGCUGUGUUGGAAGGGUUUAACAGGGCCUCCCAAUUUUGGUGUGUAUGCAAUUUUUUGAACAUGCUGUUUUAUUAUUAUGUUUUCUAAA
Messenger RNA from Camellia sinensis, 1937 nucleotides. Its product is annotated as cytochrome P450 78A7. Lineage: Eukaryota; Viridiplantae; Streptophyta; Magnoliopsida; Ericales; Theaceae. Gene Ontology annotation, molecular function: monooxygenase activity; iron ion binding; heme binding. The record is from RefSeq and is a predicted model, not a curated record.